Messenger RNA from Exaiptasia diaphana, 3548 nucleotides. Its product is annotated as RING finger protein 24. Bases 388 to 816 code for a protein of 142 amino acids. Lineage: Eukaryota; Metazoa; Cnidaria; Anthozoa; Actiniaria; Aiptasiidae. The transcript is spliced from 6 exons. Gene Ontology annotation, molecular function: zinc ion binding; ubiquitin protein ligase activity. The record is from RefSeq and is a predicted model, not a curated record.
UUCUUUCUCGUGCAAGCUGAUAGGCUAGAUAUAAUACAACUCAUAUUUAACAGUAGACCACGAGAUAGAGUGAACUACGGCCUUAUGGACUCUCAACUCGUGUCACUAGUAUUCCACGAGACCGAGUUUUCUUAUUUCGUUAGUACUGAGCGCACUAUAGGACAAAUUUGGUAAAAAAGAACACAUUAAAAUAACUUUUUUUUUUUUACUUUUUCACUCCAACAUAAAUAGACCAGAGCAUAAAAUGACAGUACAUUUUUUAUUGCUGAAAAUCCACCAUGACAUGAUUUUAUAUAGAGGAUAUAACAUGGGCACGUAGAGAUACGGGUUUUAUCUUCGAUUGUUGAAAAGAUCUCUCGCGAGUGAGUUUGAAUCAAGACUUUUCAUAUGGGUGAUUUCCAAGAGAUACUUGUCUUUAGUUUACCAGUUUUAUUGACAUUUUCUGUGAUUUUUGGCUUGUGUUGUUCACUUUGCUGUGCAUUGCUACGAAAUAGAAGAAGACAAAGGAAUUUACUCUCUCAGACAGCAAGACGUCCAUUUCCUAGGGGAUUGAAGAAGGUGAAUUUUAAAAAUAAAUUUUGGUUUCAAAAGCAGAAGACAAAUCUAAAAGAUGAUAUGUGCACAAUCUGUCUAGAAGACUUCAAAGGGCGAGAAGAAAUUAAUAUGUGCAAAUGUGGACAUGCUUACCAUCAUAAAUGUAUAAUGAAAUGGCUGGAAAUUAAAGACACAUGUCCUAUAUGCCAGAGAAAUGUUAGAAGAAAAUCAAGAACAGUGAAUGAAAGAACUCAUCUACUGGUUGAAGCACUACAUGUCUGAAUCUUAGAACAUGAAAAUUAUUGGUUGAGGCUGAGUAUAAUAUGAAGAAUUAUUGGUUGAGACUGAGUAUGAUAUAAGAAUUAUUGAUUGAGACUGAGUAUGAUAUGAAGAAUUAUUGGUUGCGAUUGAGAAUGAUAUAAGAACUAUUGAGACUUAGUACAAUAUGAAGAAUUAUUGGGUGUGAUUAAGAAUGAUAUGAAGAAUUAUUGAGAAUUACUAUGAUAAAUAAUAAUUGGUUGAGACUGAGUAUGAUAUAAGUCUUAUUGAUUGAGACUGAGUAUGAUAUGACUAAUUAUUGGUUGUGAUUGAGUAUGAUAUAAAGAAUUAUUGAUUGAGAUGAUUGAUAUGAAGAAUUGCUGGUUGAUAUAGAGCUUGAUAUCACGAAUGUGGAAGCUGAGGUAGCUGUUUUCUGGAAAUCAGAUUCUGUUUUUUCCAUAAUUUUUCAUAUCAUACAAAAGACUGAUUCAAUAAUACUCUAUAGUCUCAAGGAAAAUGGUACAUGUACGUACCUUUAAAAAAAGUUAUUCUUGGACUUUUCAGAUUUUGCACGAGUCUUAGAAUCUUGAAAUCAGUAGUUUACCACAGGGUUCCCAAAGAUGCGUACAAUUUUCAAUUAUUUAAUGUUGCCUUUUGAUUCUUGUCACCUAAGAAAAUGUAGCUGGAGGGGAGGGGGGGUCAUUGUACACAUCCUUGGGAACCCUGUGGUAAACUGAUUUCUAUCAGAAAUAAUUCUGGGAGUGAGGAAUAAGCCCCUGGGUUCUCAAGAAUGCAUUGGCCACCCCUAAAACAAUAUCUCACACUGAUGUAAAGAUAUCGACAUUUAUUAUUGAAUGGUAGACUGGAGCCAUUCACAAAUGAGCAUAAAUUUAUGAUAUUAUUCCAGUAUUGAAUUGGAUAUUUUAGCACUUAUUUUAGAAUUAGCAGCCUUAUAGAGUACAAACAUUAAAUGUGUGCAACACUUUUCACUAUUUACUACAAAAUAGUGUUAAUUAAACAAUAGAAUAAUUUAGCAGUAUUUAGUGGUAUUUAUGCUGCACAGUUUUAGUGUUUGUACUCUAUAAUUAGAUGGGUUGUUGUUUUUUUUACAAUUUUGACGGCCAUGUGAUAUAUUUAAAUAGGAAAAAGGACUAAUGAAAGAAAUGAAAAUGUAUAUAAUUAUGUCUUAGGGUUUGGGUGUUUUUUAACAUUUUUACUAUGAGAUUUAACUGAGGUACUUAGUUGCUUGAUGUGGAAAAUAUCCAUAAAAGUUUCAUAAAAAUAGAAUAAGUGUAAAGUGAAAUGAAAAAUUGAAAAAAUGCACAUAUCAAUCAAAAUGUAGGGUAAGAAAAUACUUGAUAAAUUUUUGGCCCAUCUAGUUAAUUUUAAUAAUAUUGAAAAUUUAUUUAAUAUUAUUAGAAAUUACAGAUAUUUUAUUAAAACCAAAUGACAAACCUUUGAAGGGUCAUGCAGGAAUAUCAAUUUGCAACGAAUCCUAGGAAACCAAGGGGAUAUAAAAGAAAAAAAAACCUACUAGGCCAAAUGAUUUUGGUUUCCUAAUGAAUGUUCAAAAUGGUAUCUUUAUAUUGAAUAGCGCAUUAACUUUGUUGAUAUAUACUGCUAAUACUGUUAUUUGGACAAUUAAAUUCCUGGAUUUUAUACCGUAUUUUAAUAGCGUAUUAACUUUGUUGAUAUAUACUGCUAAUACUGUUAUUUGGAUGUUUAUCACGACUAUUAGACAAUCAAAUUCCUGGGUUUUAUACCGUAUUUUAAUAGCAUAUUAACUUUGUUGAUAUAUACUACUAAUACUGUUAUUUGGAUGUUGAUCACAUGACCAUUGGCCAAUCAAAUUUCUGGGUUUUAUACCGUAUUUUAAAAACGACAAGGGGCUGGUUAUAGAAAGGGUGGAUAAAGUUAUCCACCACAUUUAGUUGCCCAAUCCAAAAUUUUGUUUGGAUUUUAUCCACUUGGUAGGGGUUUGUUUGGUUUGUGGAGCUUGUAUUCACCACUUUGUACAACUUGCCCCAACAUAAUAUUUUUUAGAGUGAAUAUAACAUAACUUUUAAUAAUAAUAAUAAUAAUUUUAUGAUAUAUAGAGGAUAUGAGAGAUCUUAAUAUAUUACUUGGGCGCAGGGAGAUACGGAUUUUAUCAUUGAUUGUUGAAAAGAUCUCUCACAAGUGAGCGUAGCGAUUUUUCAAAUUCGUAUCUCCAACCGACCAUGUAAUAUUCUGUUUAUCAUAUAAUUAAAUAUGAAAGCAAAUUAUGUCUUAUAAUACCUUUUUUCUUACUUCCACUAUAUAGAGAAACCUCGAAUGUGUUAUUUUCACUAGUGAAAAUAUCAACUUAAAUGGAGAAAUAUAGGUAUUAGAUAAUUUCAUGAUAUAUAAAUGUUUUGCAUGGUUGCUACUGAAUAGAUUUUUUGACUUGUAUGUCUGGAUGUUCGGCUUUCCCUUGAUGCAAUGCCAGUCCGGUAAUUCCUUCCCAUCAAUCUCCCCAAAAAGAACACGUGACAUACAUGUAAACGUGCUCACAAUAUUUAUCGGGACUUCCAUACGUUUUAGAGAGAGAAUUUCACUGAAAAUCAUUUUAUUUUGUACAUAUUUCCCAUCUAUUUGAUAGCAAUCAUGUUUUUGAAUAUUGUAAUUAAAAGAUUUUUUACUAUCACAAAAUGACUCACUAUUUGUUAGACUGCGCGGUUUUCAUAAACCAAUGAAAUAAUUACUAAUUAAACAAAUUUGUGUUUUGGAACAUCCAG